AGGUAGUUCCCGCCAUAAUAUGGCUCCUCACAUUUUGCACAAACUUCAAAUGUAAAUUGAUACGACACGAUCACAAUCACACGAUGAAGAAAUUACCUGUAGAAAGUAUUCGCUUACUUACUAGCACUCAAGUAGUGACUUCAUUUGCUUCUGUCGUGAAGGAAUUGAUAGAAAAUGCACUAGAUGCUGGCGCAUCUUCCGUGGAUGUGAAAUUGGAAAAAUAUGGUUUAGAGAAGAUUGAGGUUCGGGAUAAUGGAUGUGGAAUCAAACGAGGUGACACCGAAUUUAUGGCUCAAAAAUAUUAUACUUCAAAGAUUUCAAAACAUGAGGAUUUAAAAAUGCUCGAAACUUAUGGAUUUCGUGGAGAGGCAUUGGGUUCGCUUUGUGAAGUUGCAGAUGUUGUUGUAACAACCAGAACAGUUAAUGAUUCUGUUGCAAUGUUGUAUCAACUUGAUCAUCAAGGACAUAUUUUAUCAAGCAAGCUCACACAUGAUGGUAUUGGAACAACAGUUGUGGCUUCAAAUAUUUUUAAAAAUUUGCCUGUGAGAAAGCAACAUUUUCAAGCUAGUAAAAGAUGUAGAGAAGAAUUGAAGAACAUUGAAGAUCUUCUCUUGGCUUAUGGCUUAAUAAAUCCAAAAGUUAGGAUCAUUUUACGGAAUAAUAAAAAUGUUAUAUGGCAAAAGAAUAAAUGUGCAGAUUUAAGAUCAGCUAUUAUCGAUACCCUUGGUGUUCGUGUUUUUAGUCAAUUUGAGAAUUUUGAACGUUCAAAUAGUGAAUUAAACAUGAAAGUUAAAUGUUUUGUUCCCAAACGUGAUGCAAAUAAAGAGUUUAUGUGGAGAUCAUCUUGUGAUAGAACUUUUAUCUUUGUCAACAAACGUUAUGUUCUUUGGAAGGAAUUAUCUCAGCUGUUAAAGACAUUAUGCUGCCCAAACAAGGAGGAGAUGUCUACUUCAAAAUAUCCGUUAUGUUUUGUGAGUGUGAUAGUGUCCAGUGAAGAUAUUGAUGCUAAUUUGGAGCCAAAUAAAAACAAAGUUAUGGUUAACAACAAGGAAGAACUUUUUGCGAUGAUUAGCGAAGCUUUGAGCGAGAUUUACUCAGACAAUGGAGAAACUGCUGUUUGUUCACUUCAUCAACAAUCACGGCAUAGUGAAGAGUUCAAUUGUGAUGAAAUUGCUCUGAAUUCACCUGAUGACAUGACGGUAAAUGAAAAUGAUAAAGAUGAGUCAACGAUCAAUCGAAGAGAUGUAGAUGAAUUGAUGGAAAAUGGAGGAGAUGUAGAAGAAUUGAUCGAAAAUGGAGGAGACGUAGAUGAACUGACAGAAAAAGGAGAAGAUGAAGACGAAUUUAUAGAAAAGGGAGGAGAUAAAGAAGACUUGACGGUAAAUGGAAAUGAUAAAAUGAAUCAACAAUCACUAGAAGGAGAAAGAUGAAUUGACGAUAAAUAGAGAAAGUAAAGACAAAUAUGACGAGAAAUUUUAUUUAUCUAAACGACAAAA
This is a messenger RNA of Xenia sp. Carnegie-2017, 1496 nucleotides long. Its product is annotated as PMS1 protein homolog 1-like. The record is from RefSeq and is a predicted model, not a curated record. Gene Ontology annotation, molecular function: ATP binding; ATP-dependent DNA damage sensor activity; mismatched DNA binding. Gene Ontology annotation, biological process: mismatch repair. Lineage: Eukaryota; Metazoa; Cnidaria; Anthozoa; Malacalcyonacea; Xeniidae. Gene Ontology annotation, cellular component: MutLalpha complex. The coding region runs from base 84 to 1430 and encodes 448 amino acids. The transcript is spliced from 5 exons.